AUGUUAUCAAAACUACAGAUUGUGUUGGUGGCACUGAUGGCCUUUAUUGCCAUAGCCCAUUCAACUACAUUAACAGCAUCACCAUCUGUACUAAAGACUUCUGGUGAUGAUGUUACCAUCACUUGGAAGGACGUCACUACACCAUCAGAGGACGAUGUCAUCGCCAUAUACUACCCAGUAGACUCUGACAUCACAUCUCCAAUCGGCUACGUCAAGAUGACCACUUCAUCAACAUGGGCAAAGGGAUUCGGAUCAGUCACUGUACCAUUGGUAAACACUAGAGCAGAGUACAACUUUAGAGUCUGGGUGCCAGGCACUAAAGCCCCCACCAUGAAGGUGGCCGGAAAGACUUUGGAGUUGGCCGCCACAUCGAAUGGCGUCAACUUUGAGAACCCAAAUGCACCGGGCAAGGUAUACCUGGCGCACUGCAACUACACCAGCGAGAUGCGUGUCGUAUGGAUCAGUGGCUCCGACGACACUCCCUACGUCUACGUCGGCAACUCGCCCAGCAACAUCACCACCAAGUUCACUGGCGACUCGUUCACCUACUCCAUCGGUGACAUGUGUGACGCCCCAGCCAACGACCCCAAGUACUUCAAGGACCCCGGCUACUUCCACGAUGUCAAGCUCGAGCAUCUUGAGGAGAACACCGAGUACUUCUACUAUGUGGGCAGCGAGAAGGACGGCAACUCACAGGUCUACAGCUUCAUCUCUUCGCCAUACGUAGGAAGUGAGGCUUACUUCAUUGCCUUUGGCGACCUCGGUGUCAACACACCAUUCAUUGCCGCCACGUCCGACAUGCAGACACCCGCACCAAAGACCGUGGCCAACAUCUACCAGACCAUAACGGCGCCAUUCUCCAACUCGCCACUGGCCCAGAAGUUGGGCAAGAAGCCAACCAACGGUCUCAACACCCCACCAUCAUGGUCGAUCCUGCACAUUGGUGAUAUCUCCUAUGCUCGUGGCUACGCCUUCAUCUGGGACUACUUCCAGGAGUACAUGACUGAGAUUGCCUCGCGUGCACCAUACAUGGUGACCAUCGGCAACCAUGAGUACGACUUCCCCAAGCAACCAUUCAAGCCAUCGUGGUCCGACUUCAACACAGACAGCGGUGGUGAGUGCGGUGUCCCCUUUAGCAAGCGCUACCACAUGACUGGAGCCGAGGGCACUCCACAGAGGAACGUCUACUAUUCCUACAACAACGGACCAGUCCACGUCACUGUCAUGUCCAUGGAGCACGACUUCCUCGUGGGAUCGCUACAGUACCAAUGGCUGGAGGAGGACUUGAAGAACGUCGACCGCUCGGCCACCCCCUGGGUCGUCUUCACUGGCCAUCGUCCAAUGUAUGACAGCGCCCGUCCAGGCGGCGCCAUCGGCAUGAUGGAGCACCUCCAGUCGGACAUUGAGCCACUGUUGGUCAAGUACGACGUCAACAUGUGUCUCUGGGGCCACGUCCACGUCUACGAGAGAAUGUGUGGCAUGGUCAAGGGAGAGUGCGCCAAGAGCGACAACGACGCACCUGUCCACGUGUUGAUCGGUAUGGCCGGUAACACCUACCAGACCGUCUGGAACGGAGACGACAUCAACAGCCAGGGCGAGGGACACGAGGACCAGCCAAGCUACUCAGUCUUCCGCGCCAUCAACUAUGGCUACACAAGAUUCUACGCCAACACCACCGACCUUUACUUUGAGUUUGUCGGCAACAACAGAAACAUUGUCCACGAUAACUUCUGGUUGAAGAGCAAGUACUCCAUCAAUCAAUAA
Molecule: messenger RNA, 1764 nt
Organism: Acytostelium subglobosum LB1
Lineage: Eukaryota; Evosea; Eumycetozoa; Acytosteliales; Acytosteliaceae
Exons: 3
Coding region: 1-1764 (587 amino acids)
Molecular function (GO): metal ion binding; acid phosphatase activity
Source: RefSeq, a predicted model, not a curated record